Molecule: messenger RNA, 2184 nt
Organism: Hypoxylon fragiforme
Lineage: Eukaryota; Fungi; Ascomycota; Sordariomycetes; Xylariales; Hypoxylaceae
Exons: 1
Coding region: 687-1643 (318 amino acids)
Source: RefSeq, a predicted model, not a curated record
AUCUGUUCCAGGCACUAGUUACUUAACCUAGUACCUAGUAAUAACCCUUGUUUCCAUCCAUAUCCUCAGCGCAUGCAAAGCUGCCGCCGCCGCCAGCCUACCUCGCCUACCUUACUUAGUACCAACCAACCUAAGAUUCUCUUUUAACUGUUAUUCCCUACAUAUUUCUUACCAUCAUCCAUCCUUCUUCUCUUCUUCUUCUUCCUCUUCUACCUCCACCCCUCCACUCUUCCACUCUUCCACUCUUACACAUACUUCAUCAUCUUCCCUCAACAACCACCUCCUAUUACCUAUAUCCUGUCUUGUCUGUUUCUCAUCUCCUUCAAAGAUACAUUCAUCUACACCCACAUUCAUCAUACAUACACUGAACCCUUAGUUUCCUCCCGUCUUCUACCACUUCUUAUUAUUCUAGCGGCCACCUACAUCACAUAGUCCUAACAAACGCUCUACGCUCGACAACUACCAAGCCAUUUACUUUUGAAUUAUAACUUUUCUGUUGUAGCCUUACUUGUUUCCAUAUCUUAAUUAGUUGUCUUAUCUACUCUCAAUCUUCUUCCUAGCUCCCUAGCCAUCCAUCGAUUCCAUCCGGUCUUCCCCAAGCAGCUCACUUGCUGUCGGCUUCCAAUUAAACAUCUAACCAACCUCUCUGUGUAUCUUACCUAACAUUUAGUGCUAACAGAUUCAAAAUGAGUUCUUUCGCACGUACCUCAUCCCCAGUCCUUACCAUGUCACCCAGUGCCGCUCAUCAAGGAGCGUUCGGCAUGUCCCCCUUCCCGCAUCCCUUCAGCCGUCCCAAGAUCUUCAAUGCUCCUUCACCCUGGACACAGCCUUCCACCGUAGCACCAUCCACUGCUGGCCGCAAGCGCUCUCGAGACGAGGCAGGCGUCAACCUCGACGUCGAUGAAGUUAAGCUUCAAACCAUCGAGCCUGUUAAGGAGGCAGAAGACGAAUGGGUAUACGGCGAAGGGAUGACGCUUAUCAAGUCUCCCACGUCGUACAUCGCCGAUGCGGGUAAUCAAUCCGGUACCUGGCUUGAAGAAAAGGUGGCUGCAGAUGCGAUUCGUAAGAAUGAAGAAGCCCGUGCUUUCAAUCAGCAGGAACGGCCAUCCUUAAGAAGCAGCAAAUCGCAACGGUUGGACAUGAACGUCAUCAUCCUCCCAGGAAAUACAUCGCAGAUCAUUCGUUCUAGCCCCAACCGCGAUGUCAACCCUGCUAUUCCAAAUUCCGGCUUAUCAACAGACACGAGCAGCCAACCCAUCAUCGACAACUUCACGCUCCACCUAGGAAUCGGAUGGAGCCGCAUAAGCGAAAAUGAACAUAUCCAAGCAGCAGCUCGCGGGUGGGCCAGGUAUAUCGAGAACCAUUUCCCGGUUACUAAUGUCCAAAUCCAAUUGGAAAGCAAAGGCCUUCAAUCCUACCUCGUCGAAGCUGCCGAGGGGUUCUUCCUGUUCGCAGAAAAUUUACGCCAGGGUCAACUUGUCAGUCAGGACUUAAAUCGAGCAUUUGCCAAUCUCAAGAUGUCCCCUCCAGUCUUUGAGGGACCUGAGGUGAUGUCGGCGGCUGAAUCGCCUAAACCCAUCGCGACCAUAUCACCCCAUGGAACUGCGGCCACCACGAUUGAUGUUGAAAUGGAGAUGAUCUGAACCACUGAUAGGUCACUGAUUGCUCUUUCUUUUUUUGUAGGAAAUGCCAGCGUAACUUGAGGAGAGGCUACUGGGGAUCGACUGGUUCUGACUGGGGGUAUUCGGAUUAACAUAAACGUUUUAUUGAUGUUCUAACGGCAUCACCUGCACGAUUCGAGUCGAAUGGUACAUGAGCCAAAACGACUCGCGGGGUCUGGAGUUUGCUUCCAUUUUUAACGGCGCCUGGAUGGACGCAUAACCUGUACGAUAUAAGACUUCAUUUCAGAUUAUUUUUUCGACCAAAAAAAAAAAGUUUCCAGAUUUCAAUCAAUGAAUUAAGGUAGAAGGCAUUCUUUUAUAGCAGUGAAUGUUCAUGAAAUUGGGUGUCUAGAGGAGAUUGGGCAAUAAAAGGGUGACAUUGAUGUGUGGAAUCUACACAGGUACUUAUGUAUCUCCAACCUAUGCAGGUACUGUAGAUACUAUUAGAUGCAAGCUAAUAGGUAAUGCCAAUAGAUAGGUAGGAACCCAUUACCUACAGUAGUAUAUAGGUAGUAGUAGCAUG